Messenger RNA from Symbiodinium natans, 306 nucleotides. Lineage: Eukaryota; Dinophyceae; Suessiales; Symbiodiniaceae. The record is from the annotation of a GenBank genome assembly.
AUGUACCAGAACAAGGAGACUCCGCCUGGCGUCCGAGCCCUGCGACACUGGGGCAGCGAGUUGUUCGUCGUCCUUCUGAGCCAGGCUCGAGUCGGACGUCAUCGGACGUCGUCGGACGUCCAUCGAAUGAAUCGAAUCUCAUCGGACAUCGUCAACAGCCUCCAGAUUGACUCCCGAGUUUUCGAGCACAAAGCGCUCGAGCCCGAAGCGAGAAAGCGGCAUCUGGCAGUGACGAAGAGCGCUCUUGGCCGCGUUCGUGGAUCGCUUGAGUUGCUGGCAUUGGAUGGCUUCUUUGAGUUUCAUUGA